This is a messenger RNA of Anisakis simplex (herring worm), 1353 nucleotides long. The record is from the annotation of a GenBank genome assembly. NCBI's taxonomy places the organism in Eukaryota, Metazoa, Nematoda, Chromadorea, Rhabditida, Anisakidae.
AUGUCCCGGUAUGCAGUGGGAAUUAAUAUACCGCGAUCUACCAAAAUGGCACAGAUAACGAUAGAAAAUGAAAACACUUCGCAGAACCGAACAGAAGUGAUGUCGAUUAACAGCAGCGUUGAGCUUAAGGAUGCGCUGGUGGAUGAUACAUGGUUUUGGCAAGGCGAAACGCAUUCAACAAAACCGACUGGAGAGAAGUGGCUGAAGAAGUGGAAAGCUCAAGGAAGUGAACACACUGGUGGAGAUGGGUAUGCUAAGCCGCCUUUCUAUGUACGAUGGUUCCAGUCAUGGCAGGAACGAAAGCUUCUCAAAAGAUUGGUGAGGUUUUUGUUUGAUGGGAUUCAAAUUUUGUUUGUUUGCGACCCUCAAAAUGAUAACAGUCUUCGAACGAUAACAAGAGUUCUUAUCGCCGAAUCGAAAAAUGCCACUCGUGUCAUAUUGCAUCCGACUGAAUCAGGUAUGGACAGUGGUUCUGAGGCGAUCAAUCGUACACAGCAACUAACAUCUCAUAAUGUGUUCUUCAACGAUGACGACGUACCAACACCGUUGAAAGCGCACACUGCCUAUGGAACUUCUGAUUUUAUUCACGCAUCGUAUGUACGUGGUGGACCACUUCUGAAUACGUUUAUUUGCACUCAAGCGCCGAUGAUGUCGACAAUAAAUGACUUUUGGCAGAUGGUUUGGCAGGAACGAUCCAACUAUAUCAUCAUGUUGUGUGGUGCGUUUGAUCCGAGUCGUAUGGGUCCACUCGAUUCAACUAUGCUCAGCGUUUGUCCAUACUAUUGGCCACGGAUGGAGGGUGAGGAAAGACUGUAUGGUGACUUCAUGGUACGAAAUGAGCGUGUCGACGGUGCAAUGGAUCCGCUCUUUAACGUCACUUAUCUGUCAGUGUGGCGUGCAGACGAUACGACUAGAAGAAACGUGCAUUUGCUACAGCAUUGGCAGUAUGACUGGACUGACUUCUCAGAUUCACACUGGCCUCUUCGUGUACUCAGAAGGGCUCGUCUUUCACCAACACCAACCAUUGUGCAAUGUAUGGACGGAUGCGGUCGAUCAGGUACACUGGUCUGUAUUGAAGCGUUGCUGAUGCAUGUGCUUCGUGGAUCAGCAAGAUACGACAAACUCAUCUUAACAACUGCGCUUUUCGUGCGUUUACAGCGUCGUCAUUCGAUAGCCACCCCACUUCAGUACCUCUUCAUCUAUCGAACACUUCUCUACUGGAUGCAGCCGUACAUCACUUCUAUCUCACAGCGAUUCUAUUUAGGUCUGACAUAUCCACAAUGGGGAUUUGUCGGCAAAUACAAUAAACUUGUUGCAAAACAUGCCGCUGGAUCGCAUUAUUAUUUCGCAUAA